AUGAAUGGAAAAAUGCUAAGCAAUUUGUUUAUAAAAAAAACAUUAUAUCCUUGUUAUAAUAGUGCUCAUUAUUAAUUGUAUCUACAAAAAUCUUUUUCUCGCUUACGACUGGAUUCUAAAACAUUUUUUUAAUUUAUUUCCUCGCUUACCAAAAGGAAUAAGCAAAAAAACACUUUCUUUCAUUGGAAGGUCGUAAAAUCAAAGAUAAAUCUCCAAUAGCAAGCUUUUCAUCCCCAGGAGAAGUUCUUCUGUACUGCACGAGAUAUUUUUCAAAAAUCAUUAAGAUGAAGAAUUUAUCAACGGAAGAUGCUAAAUCCUGGAUUAAGAUUAAGAGAUACUGGGUAUUUAAAAGUCCCAACUUCGUCGAAGCUGCGUUCUACGGUUGUGUCCCGUAGGGUGGCAGAGCGUGCCCGUUCCAAGCCCGGGCCUAAACCCCCGGUUUCUCGGUAGAGGUGAUGGUCAAGGGACGUCUUAUACCGUCUUCGCUGACCGCCUCCAUUUCCAACUUGUCCUGUCGCCCAAGUUGACGCCAACACUACAGUCCUCGAUCGCCAGACCUGCCCGUUUAAGGACACCUUUUAACUGGAGAGACUCCCGUUUAUUUGUCUAACUCGCCUUCCCCUCUUUUUCGGUCAUCUCGAUCGAGAAAGAACUCAACAGCUUUCGCCAUUCGGGACGAGCCACAAGAGCAGCUUAGGCAGGUAAGUCGCCCUGCCUCAUUUCGGGCACUCACUGGGCUGAACGCUGCUGGCAAAAAUAAGUCACGAGUAACUGCUCAUGGGUUUGGUCACAGAAAUAGCGAUCUCCGUGUUUAGGCCUCUCGCAUUGAGGUCCCAAACGUUGCUGAGCCAACUCCUGACUCCAAAAACCAUGCCCGGAUAUGCAUGGGUAACCACCACUGAGAGGGUCGGUCGCCACCACCAUUUUAUAUGUAUAUCUAAAUCCUGGAUAGUAUCAAUGUGUAAAGAACUAAUUUCUGUCUCAAAGGUGGAGGUUUUUAUUAAAGAAAAAAAUAAACUAAGGCUUUUAGGUGAAAAAGACCAGCAAUUCAUAAUAAAUCUCGGAUCAAAUAUUUUGCCAAGCAUCGCAGCAAUUUCAAAUAAACAUCAAAUGAUAAAUAACUCACAUUUUUCGUCAAUUUACACAAGUAAUUCAGAGUCUGUGAUAAAUCUUGCAAAAAAUAAGAAUAUUUUAGAGAGAUUUCGUAACGUUUGUGCAGUCCCAAUAUCUGAAGGAGAAAAUUCCAAAGUAUAUGGAGUUAUUAUGCUUUAUGAUAAAUUUGACUAUGAUUUAUCAUCAAAAAAUUUUACCUUUAAUGAUGUCUUAAUUGCCCAGUCAAUUGGUUUAUUUUUAUUUGAGUUAAUUGGUAAAUCAGAAAAAAUUAGCGAUUUAAGUGAAACGAUAUCAGUGAAAAGGAGCGGUAGUACAUUAAACACAGAAAAUUUUGUGGAUUAUUCUUUAACUGAUAGAGCGAGAUACAAAAAACCGAAUAAUCGUAUAAAAUUUACGAGCCCAAGGAUUUUAAAUAUUGAUAAUGAGUAUUUUUUGCAAUAAUUUUUUUAAAAAUUGAAAAAUCUUUGCAUGAGAAUCUAAAAAUUCUUAUUAUUUUAUAGCAAAUACGAUUAAGAAAUGGUAAAGAAUAUUAGUAAAAUUUAUAAUGGGCAAUAUAUCAUCAAAUGAAAAAUCAUCAAAAAUUGAAGAAUUGAAAAAAAUAAUGGAAAAAUCUGAAAAUGCGAUAUUAGUUUAUUCACAAAGUUUAGAUAAAAUUAUUCCUUGCCAAAAAGCAACAUUUUUCCUAAAAGAAAAAAAUAAAGAUACACUUUAUGAUAUCACAAAUGAUCGCCAUUUACCUUCUUCAGGAUUAGUCAAAGUUUGUUUAGACUCUCAAAGUAUAAUAAAUAUUCAAAACAAAGCCCAUAUCCACCCUAAAUUUGACGUAAAAAUAGACAGCUUAUGCUUAUCACAAAAAAUUGACUCCUAUUUAUGCAUUCCCAUCUUGGAUUCUUCCAAAUUACAAAUUGGCGCUAUUUGUUUUGUCAAUACUUUUAGCCCUACCACUACUAGCGAAAUUGCCCUUGGCAACAAUCUCUCAUUAAUCCCCAAAGAUAUCCCAUCUAUAAACAAAUCUGAAGAAUUAAAUGAAAAUAAACCUCUAACAGGACAUCAAAAAUACAAUAUAUUGCUAAAAUGGUCUAUAAAAUUCAGUUCAAUUACCCAGCUUGCCCAGAAAAAAAUAAGAACAUCAACUGCAAUUAUACAAAGAUUUGCAAGUGAAAAUAGAAUAGGUCAUUUAUUGAGUUUAGGCUUAGAAAUGCUGAAGCAUUUGAUAAAUUGUGAAGAUAUUAUAGGAAUUUAUAAAGAAAAUCAUAAAUUUUCCAAAUAUUCUGCCAAAAAUGAAAAAAAUGAAGUAUUAGAUCCAAAUAAUGUAAAACAAGCAUAUGUAGAUGCUAUUAAGGACAGAAGAAUAAUUACUAUGAAAAACCUAGAAACUAAAGAAAAUUGCUUAAUUGUGCCAUUUGUGAGCGGAGAAAAUGCCUUUAUUAUUGAAGCAAAAAAUAAAAAAGAUGACUGCAGCCAAGAUUUUAGUGAUUACACAGCAGACGAUAAAGGAAGUUUGUCAGAAGCUGCUAAUGUUAUGUUUAUGGUCCUCAAUAAUACAGAUCGAGCUGAUGAAGUUAUAAAAUUCAAACAAUUAAUUCAAAAAUUCGCGUGUCUAGAAGACACAUAUGAGGCCAUCAAUUCUUUACGCUGUGCAAGCCAAGAAAUUACAAACUGCGAAAGAAGCAUCAUAUAUGGCCGAGAAGGCGAAAAUUUAAUAGUAAAGUCUCAUAGCGAGGAAUUUGAAUUUCCAUGAAAUUUCAGUAUUCCUUAUGGAAAAGGCAUUACUGGCACUGUUGCUCAGCAAUGCAAAACAGCUGUUAUUAAUAAUAUUCAUGAUGAUUUACGAUUUGAUGCAUAUUUUGACAAUGUUCACGGCUAUAAUUUAAAGAAUAUGAUAUGUAUGCCAGUGUUAGAUAGCCGGGGCAAGGCUGUUGCAAUUUUGGAAGUUAUUAAUAAAAAAGAUGGAGAUCUUAAUGAAGAUGACGUUGAGGUGCUAAGCUGCUUUGCUGGGAUAAUUGGAGCAAUUUUUAAAAAUACUCAACAGUUUAAAAAAAGCAGAGAAGAGUAUUUUUUAUUCACGAAUAUUUUGAAUAGCAUAGGUAGCUAUAGCGCUUUCCCGAGGAUGGCGCGAAUGGCGCCAUCCUCGGGAAAGCCAGGAAGGCAUCACACGGGAACUGGGAGUUCCACGUGUGGAUGCCAUUUUGACAUGUGGAAGUUUGGAUCCCACAUGUCAAAAAUGGCAUCCACACGUGGAACUCCCAGUUCCCGUGUGGAUACUUAGUUGACUUUCCCGAGGAUGGCGCCAUUCCGCGCCAUCCUCGGGAAAGCGCUAUAUACUUUGGUGAUUGAAAUAGAAGGGAAAUUAAUUUAUUCCAAUAGGCAAGUUGAAGAUACGCUAGGGAUUAAUAUAGAUUAGGUUAAAUAAAGUUAUAGCAGUUCUCAAGGGAUUAUUUAUCUCCUCAUUGUACUGCAAGAGACUUAGGGCUUGAGUGGCCCUAAUCACCUGGCAUCAUGCUACACCCUUUUCGUGUCGGCUUUACAGUUUCUUAAGGAGGCUCCCCAGGCAAUGCUGGGUCUACUCUAAGACAAAGGACUCUCUUAGCCCUGGCACUACUCAGGGCAUGAGGGAUGGCCAACUGCCUCUUCCUAGACUACCCUCUAUCGAGUAAAAAUUGCUUCCUAUAAGUGCGAGCCAACUUUGCGCCUUCGGUUUAUUGAAUUUUCCUAUGGAUGACGCUGUUUGGCUUGGAUUUUCCCACUGGGGAAAAUUUUUUGUUUGACCAAACCAUAUGGUACUAUUCGAACCAAAAAAUUUUCCCAGUGGGAAAAUCAAGGCCAAACAACGCCAUGGGAAAUUCUAUAUAUCCUAUGGGGCAAGGAAAAAGCUUGUCAUGAGUUCUGACGGCACAAACCCAUCUCUGAUCUCUUAAAAGAAUGGGAUCCACUUAUCUGAGACCGAAAUCAACUCUCCAGUUAUCCUGACCUUUCUCAGCUCACCAUCAUUUAAAAUAAAAUUAAUAUAGAAGAUGCUAAAAAUGGCUCUUUUGAAGAAUGGCUGCAGCCAAACCAUUUACUUAUAUCUGAUAUAAAUUGCAUACUUCAAAAUCAAAAGAAAAGAAUCCAUAAGCCAGCUCAAAGGAUUUAUAAGUGCUCAGAAAUAGAAAAGGCAUCAUUAAUGUUUGAUUAUUUUUUGGUCCCUGUCAUUGAUAUUGGUACUCUUGAGAUAACAGGCGCAAUAUAUCUAUUUGCAAUAUAUUAAAAUAUUGAUUGACCAUUAUAAAAAAUAAAUUUAUCAGUUUUUUUAUCUACUAUAAAUAGGUAUAAUAAUUCUUGAAGACGUGACAGCUUUUGAAGAACUUAACUCAAAACUCGCCUUGAUGGAGCAAAAACUAUCUUCUCUGUCAUCAGCUCCUUUAAUUGUAGAAACCAGCCUUCAAAAAUGCAUUAAUAAACUUACUAUGAUUUCAAGUAAAUUUGAACCUGAUUCAGAUUUUUGUUUAAUAAUCAAUGAUGUGAUUGAUACCUUAAAAAGGGGAAACUUGAACAAGCUUAAGCUGGAUUCUAGGUCCUUAGGACCAAAUCUAAGAAGCACUUUAUCAGAAUAUGCAAAAUUCGAAAAAUCGCCAGGUCCUCGAAUUGAAGUUUGUGAAUUUCCAAACAAUUCAGGAAAUUUUCAAAAAUCAGAUGCAGGGAUUGAGGUCCUUCAAAACUGGAGUUUGAAUGCUUUUGAAGUUGACAAUGAGUACAAUUAAUUAGAUAUUUUAGCUGUAUGGAGCCCAUUAUCUGUAAAGGGAUAAGCCCAACUGGUGAUAUCACGGGCUAUUCUAUCAUUUAAAAUGGUGCGCCAUAUCAACAGUCUUCCUUUGUGUCAGUACUUCCGUCAGAUAGUACUUAUCAACCGGUGUUGCCAUUACUCUUGCUAGACUCCGUUUCUGCACGUACUCUGUCUAAGGUCAUCCUCCUCGGGUGUUGAGUGGAAAAACCUAAGCUUCUUGAAUGCACUGAGGAGCAGUUUCUCUAGCCUUAUCUGACCAAAGCUAAACCUCUGUUGCUCAGAGAAGUUUUCUAGAUAAAAUCAAACCCCAUAAAUAAAAAAUUCAUGAUCAAGAGAAAAUUAACAAAGCUAAUUUCUCUCGAACUGAAUUCCAUUUUUAUUUAUUUUGAGGUUGAUAAUCAUUUCGUCUAUAUCAAAUCUAUGCUAAAGCACUUCAACUUACUAAAAGAAUUUGAUAUUAAGACAUCAAAACUAAACGAAUUUGUAAUUUCUGUCAAGGACCAUUAUCAUGCCAACCCUUUCCAUAGCUUUAUUCAUGGAUUUACAGUGAUGCAUUCAAGUUUCUGAUUUUUUUCCAACACAAAAGCUGUGGCAAUUUUCAAAGCCCAUGAAAUUCUAGCACAGUUAAUCGCUGCAUUAUGCCAUGAUGUAGAUCAUACAGGUCAUACCAAUACUUACGAAGUCAAUAGUUCAAGCAAGUUUGCAAUAACCCAUAACGAUAAAUCAGUCUUAGAAAACCACCACGCAUCAUUAACAUUCCAUAUCCUUCAACACGAAUCCACCAAUAUUUUUGAGAAUAUUCCACCAACAACCUUUAGAGCAAUUCGCAAAUUAAUGAUAAAAUGCAUUUUAUGGACUGAUAUGGUCAAACAUUUCCAUAUGGUUUCGUGCAUGAAUACGAGGUUUAAUGAUUUAAAUGAAAAACCAAUAGGAACACUUGGAGAUGACUGUGAAAAAGUUGGGGCGCUCAUGCUGCAUUUAAGCGAUUUAGGGCAUAGUGCAAAAGAAUUUUCGCUGUAUUCGGAAUGAUCAAGAAGAGUUUGUAAAGAAUUUUCGCAGCAGUAUAAGGAUGAACUGGAAAAUGGGCUGCCUACAACAGAAUUUAUGAAAAAUUUGGACCAGCCUUAUCAGUAUUAUAAAGGAGAAACAGGAUUUUUGACAAUUAUUGCGAAACCUUUGUGGGACUGUGUAAAUUUGUGGCUAGGCCCAGAAAUUAAUAUAUGUAUGGAAAAUUUGAAUGAAAAUAUUAAAAGAUAUCAAGAAAAAGCUGAAGAGGCUUCAAUAACUCCUUCAUAA
Blepharisma stoltei is the source of this 6172-nucleotide messenger RNA. The record is from the annotation of a GenBank genome assembly. Lineage: Eukaryota; Ciliophora; Heterotrichea; Heterotrichida; Blepharismidae.